Penaeus monodon (black tiger shrimp) is the source of this 426-nucleotide messenger RNA. RefSeq names its product adhesive plaque matrix protein-like. The record is from RefSeq and is a predicted model, not a curated record. The coding region runs from base 1 to 426 and encodes 141 amino acids. Lineage: Eukaryota; Metazoa; Arthropoda; Malacostraca; Decapoda; Penaeidae. The transcript has 2 exons.
AUGGCGCUGAGAUCGCCUAAGAGAGCAAAAACAGGAGGUCCUCGCUGCCUCCCAACAACCUUUGACCUUAGAUCCCGCCUUCCGCCAAUCUUUGACCUUAGAUCCCGCCUUCCACCAACCUUUGACCUUAGAUCCCGCCUUCCACCAACCUUUGACCUUAGAUCCCGCCUUCCACUAACCUUUGACCUUAGAUCCCGCCUUCCACUAACCUUUGACCUUGGAUCCCGCCUUCCACCAACCUUUGACCUUGGAUCCCGCCUUCCACUAACCUUUGACCUUAGAUCCCGCCUUCCACCGACCUUUGACCUUAGAUCCCGCCUUCCGCUAACCUUUGACCUUAGAUCCCGCCUUCCGCCAACCUUUGACCUUAGAUCCUGCCUUCCACCAACCUUUGACCUUAAAUCCCCAACUUCCGCUAACCUUUGA